AUGAACCCGCCAUCAUAUUUUAGGGACACAGACCCGUCCAUUUCAACUCAAAAUCGAAGUGAUGCCAUCGAUUUUGUGAUUUUGGGGUUUUCCGAUUUUCAAGGACUCCAAGCGCCACUCUUUCUGAUGUUUCUACUAAUAUAUCUUCUCACUUUAUUCGGCAACUUUGCGGUCCUAACCCUUAUCUGUCGAGACCGCCGCUUGCAAAAGCCCAUGUACUUUUUCCUCUGCAACAUGGCGUUCUUAGACAUUUCCUACAGUACCGUCACCACACCACUUCUUUUGCACAUCUUCGUAACAGGGAACAACAAAAUCACUUUUAAGAAGUGCAUGGCUCAGCUUUACUUUUUCAACUCGUUUGCCAGCGUGGAAUAUCUGCUUCUGACCACCAUGGCGUAUGACCGGUACAUGGCCAUCUGUAACCCGUUUUUGUAUCCUAAGGCAAUGAGAAGAAAGCCCUGCGUUGCUUUGGCUGUGGCGGCUUGGAAAGUUGGGUUUUUAGCAGCAGCUCCUGUGACAACAUUGUCCUCUGCCCUGACGUUUUGUGCAUCUAACCUUAUCAACCAUUUCUAUUGCGACGUGACUCCUUUAUUGAAGCUAGCGUGCGAUGACACCUCUCCCAUUGAGUUCGCCAUGUUUGCCGAAGGCGUCGUUCUUAUGUUUAGCUGCUUUCUUCUUACUGUGAUGUCCUAUGUCUACAUUAUAUCAGCCAUCAUCAAAAUCCGUUCCACUGAGGGUCGACACAAGGCCUUCUCUACGUGCGGAUCUCACCUCACUGUCGUCAUUCUUUUCUACGUGUUGGUUGUUGGCGUUUAUAUGAAGCCAACAUCUUCCUACUCAUUAGAUGAAGGAAAGAUACUUUCUGUUCUUUAUGUAAAUGUUAUUCCCAUGCUAAAUCCAAUUAUAUACAGUUUAAGGAAUAAAGAUGUCAAAGAAGCAUUCCACAAACAUAUUGGAAAGUUUACCAACUACUUUAGGAACUGA
Molecule: messenger RNA, 984 nt
Organism: Spea bombifrons (plains spadefoot toad)
Lineage: Eukaryota; Metazoa; Chordata; Amphibia; Anura; Pelobatidae
Product: olfactory receptor 1019-like
Exons: 1
Coding region: 1-984 (327 amino acids)
Biological process (GO): G protein-coupled receptor signaling pathway
Cellular component (GO): membrane
Molecular function (GO): G protein-coupled receptor activity; olfactory receptor activity
Source: RefSeq, a predicted model, not a curated record